AUUGCAGGCUGAUCACCGUCUCGGCUCUGAAAGGGUGUCUUCACCACAGCUCGGCCAGCCCCGCCUCAGAAUCCGCCAGACCUCGGGCGGGGAGCCAUGUCACGCCCAGCCACCCCGGCCAUGCCCCCGGCGCUGCUGAAGACCAACGAGGACCCCGCCUCCGAUGCCGCUUCCGAGCUGGCAGCCGGCGUGGCCGCCGUGACCGCGACUGUGGCCGCGGCCGCCCCCGUCUCGGUCCCCGACGCCAGCAACGCAGCCAAUGCGGCUGACGCGGCCGACGCGGCCAACGCCAUAGAACGUCGACUGCGGCUUAAGGUCGAUUUGCGGCUGUGCACCAUCGCCGGCAUCCUCUGCAGCCUCAACCUGCUCGACAGUGGCGUGCUGUCGAGCGCGGCGGUCACGUCGAUGCUGCAUGACCUGGGCCUCGACCAGGGCAACCGCUUCUCGGUGGCCAUCUUCAUCUUCACCGUCUCGAGCAUCGCGUUCCAGCUGCCGGCCACCAUCGCCGUCCGCAUUUUCGGGCCGCGCGUCUGGUUCGCCGGCAUCACCUUCGCCUUCGGCGUCAUCACGCUCGGCACCGGCUUCGUGCGCACCUGGCAGCAGAUGAUCGCUCUGCGAGUCUUGCUUGGCGCCGCCAUGUCCGGCAUCUUCCCGGGCCUGGCUUAUCUCAUCAGCACGUGGUACCCACGCCGCGAGCAGCAGCUCCGCUUCGCCUUCAUGCAGAGCGGCGAGGUCAUCGUGCUCGCCACCGGCAGCCUGGUCAACUACGGGCUGAACCGGCUCGACGGCCGCGGCGGCUUGGAGGGCUGGCGCUGGAUGUUCGUCGUGCAGGGGCUUGUGACCUGCCUCAUCGGCGCCGUGACUUUCUGGUGGAUGGUCGAUUUCCCCGAGAACGCGCACAAGAGCUUCCGCUUCCUGUCGGCCGAGGAGGCGAGCAUCGUGUCAAAGCGGAUCCAGACGGACCGGGGCGACCUCGUGGCCCAGGACUUCGCCCUCGGCAAGGUCCUCGUGCACGCCAAGGACCCCAAGGUUUGGGCGUUCGCAUCGCUGUUCUUCAUGCAGAACAUCGUCUCGACCGCGCUGGCCUACUUCGUGCCGAUCAUUUUGCAGAGCGGGCUUGGCUACUCGUCCGACGCUUCUAUUAUCCUGUCGGCGCCGCCGUAUUACUAUGCCGUCGUGCCGGUCCUGCUCUCGUCGUGGUACGCUGACCGGUUCGGCAUCCGUGCUCCCAUCAUCGUGUUUAACGCGCUCUGCCUCAUCGUUGGGUUCGCCGUGCUGGGGUUCGCCAGCAACUCGGGGGCGCGCUACUUCGGCGUCUUCCUCGCCACGGGCGCCUACGUGGGGAACUGGGCGGCCUUGACGGCCUAUCAGGCUAACAAUAUCGUGGGGCAAUGGAAGCGCGUGUUUACUGCUGCGGUGUGCACGAUGUUCAACGGGGCGGGCGGGAUCGCCGGAAGCUACAUCGUGCGGAGUAUUGAGGCGCCGCGAUACACUACGGCGGUUUGGAUUUCCAUCGGGUGCGUCUUGCCGGCCACAGAGAGUUGUCAGCCUGCUAACCGGUCGUUAUCCAGCUCGCACAUCCUGAUAAUCUCUGUUGUCGCUGCUCUUUCGGUGUAUUUCUACUUCGCCAACAGGUCGCUGAGCCGGAGGCAUCGCGUCUUGGAGAAUACGGAGGGCUUCCGAUUUACGUAUUGAUUAGACUCCGGUUAG
Thermothielavioides terrestris NRRL 8126 is the source of this 1710-nucleotide messenger RNA. RefSeq lists its product as uncharacterized. The transcript is spliced from 3 exons. Gene Ontology annotation, molecular function: transmembrane transporter activity. Bases 97 to 1695 code for a protein of 532 amino acids. Gene Ontology annotation, biological process: transmembrane transport. Gene Ontology annotation, cellular component: membrane. NCBI's taxonomy places the organism in Eukaryota, Fungi, Ascomycota, Sordariomycetes, Sordariales, Chaetomiaceae. The record is from RefSeq and is a predicted model, not a curated record.